Molecule: messenger RNA, 1575 nt
Organism: Moneuplotes crassus
Lineage: Eukaryota; Ciliophora; Spirotrichea; Euplotida; Euplotidae
Source: the annotation of a GenBank genome assembly
GGGCGCCCAUUAGCAAUGAAGCAGCUUUCUCUCCCUGAGAUGCCUAAAAUUGGUGAGGUUGAUAAUAAGAGGGCUGAUAAAAUCAGAGAAAAUGCAACUAAGAGACUGAAGGAAUUCCAACUUGAAUUAGAUUGUCUCAGCAAGCUUAACCAUGAUAAAAUAGUCGAUUAUUUUGGGUACCAGAAACAAAAAGAUGUACUUAAUAUCUUUCUCGAGUAUUUUGGAGAAGGUUCACUGGAGUCGUUGCUAAAUCUAUAUGGCAAGCUCAGAGAGCCAGUUAUAUCUAAUUACACAAAACAGAUUUUACAAGGGUUAGAGUACCUUCAUUCCAACAAAAUAAUCCACAGGGACAUUAAAGCGGGAAAUAUCUUGGUUAAGCAAGGAAUUUGCAAGCUCACUGAUUUUGGAGCCUCCAAAGAGAUCUUUGAGAAAAUGGGAAAGCAAAUCGACUCCUUCAAGGGCACUCCUUAUUGGAUGGCACCAGAAGUCAUUACACAGAAGGGAUAUGGCAGAUUCGCUGAUAUUUGGAGCCUUGGCUGUACUGUUUUUGAGAUGCUAACAGGUGCCCCUCCGUGGUCUGAUCAAAACCAAUUUGCUGUACUCUUUCAGAUUGCGAAUGAGUCUAGAGCACCUGACUAUCCAGAAGAUAUUUCCGAUGAGCUACGAGAUUUCAUGGAUUGAUGAUUUAAGAAGGAGCCAACAGAGAGAUGUAAUGUUUAUGAAUUAUUGCAUCAUCCAUUCAUUUUGCAAGAUGAAUGAGAUGAAGAUAAUAAUACUAUUUUAUCAAAUGGUCUUACCAUUGAUGAUGAUAAGUGGCUGAAAGAAUCACAGAAUGAUAUAAAAGAAAGUGAUCAAACUUCCACACUGGACCUAGCCCCUCUGAAAAAUUAUAGAGCUAAUGCUUUGCUAAAACCUAAAGCAAAACCUUUGAUAUCAUCGCAGAAGAUUGGAAUUCAAAUGAGUUUAAAGCAGCUUGAGGCUUUGUAUAAGUUGAUCUGUUUGAGAAAUACAUCAAUCAUGAACGAGUUGCCUCAGGAAGAAAUCAAGAAUAUCGUAGAAACAUACAAACAAGUGACUAAUAGGGACAAACUUCCAAUAAAAUCACCUGAGAUCCGACCAAGGCAGUCUGCAUUCGGAAAACUAGUAGGGAUCAGGACUAGAAAGCGACAGCUUUCUGGAAAGUUGAUCCAUUCAAGGAUGGGUGACAUUCAGGAAGAAUCUGAAGAUUGAGGGACACCCACUCCUGGGAAAUUUCAGAUUGAGAAGAGCUAUACAUUCGGUGAUAAUAUCAAUAAGGCAAAUAUUCCUACCAUAGAGAAGUCCAAUGCCCCUAGGAAAUUAUCACAAUCAGAGGAUGUUAAAAUCAAAAACAAGGAAGAAUCCAAAGAAACCAGCCUUAACGAGUCUGAUUUUGAUAAAGAUUCUGAAGACGAAGAUGAUAGUUUGGAUAUUCAAAGCUGCACGCCUGAAGAGUUGGAAUCCAAGAGGAAGAAGAUCGAGGAGCAAUUAAAGAUGUACAUAAAAAUGCAUUAAUCCCUUGAAACUUGUUUGAUAAACAAUAAAUGACAGCUUCAC